Molecule: messenger RNA, 2829 nt
Organism: Colossoma macropomum (tambaqui)
Lineage: Eukaryota; Metazoa; Chordata; Actinopteri; Characiformes; Serrasalmidae
Product: zinc finger protein 420-like
Biological process (GO): regulation of immune system process; regulation of cytokine production; negative regulation of transcription by RNA polymerase II
Source: RefSeq, a predicted model, not a curated record
CAGCAGUCCAUGCCUCCGCGCUCAUACAGUGUUAAUGGAGGAGCAGAAACAAGAGCUGAACUGUUGAAGAAUUUGAUAACGUCCUGUUUCAGUUCUUCUCCUGCCCCUAGGGUCCACUUCUCUACACUGCCCCAUAAACCUGCAUAUGCUUCUGUAACAUUCGAGUUAGGGGAAUGUUAAGCUGCUGAAACAAAUGAAAUAAAGAAUAUGGCUUCCAGAAGAAGCUGUACUGAGCAAAUGUCAUCUGGUACCCUCCACAUGAACACAUCUCACAGACAAACAUGGAAACACAGUAAGAAGAGAACUCACAACUGCUUAGAAUGUGGAAAGAGUUUUGAUCGACAGAGUCAUCUCAAAGUACACCAGCGCAUUCACACAGGAGAGAAGCCGCAUCACUGCUCAGAGUGUGGGAACAGUUUUACUCUAAAGAGUACUCUCCUAAAACACCAGCGCAUUCACACAGGAGAGAAGCCAUAUUGCUGCUCAGAAUGUGGGAAGAGGUUUAAUCGACAGAGUACUCUCCAAACCCACCAGCGCAUUCACACAGGAGUUAAACCGUAUCACUGCUCAGAGUGUGGGAAGAAUUUUAGUCUACAGAGUACUCUCCGAAAACACCAGCGCUUUCACACAGGAGAGAAACCAUAUUGCUGCUCAGAGUGUGGGAAGAGUUUUACUCAACUGAGUUCUCUCCAACAACAUUGGCGCAUUCACACAGGAGAGAAACCGUAUCACUGCUCAGAGUGUGGGAAGAGUUUUAUUGGACAGAGUCAUCUCCAGGAACACCAGCGCAUUCACACAGGAGAGAAGCCAUAUUACUGCUCAGAAUGUGGGAGGAGUUUUACUAUACAGAGUAAUCUUCAACAACACCAGCUCAUUCACACAGGAGAAAAGCCGUAUCACUGCUCAGAGUGUGGGAAAAGUUUUACUCAACAAGGUUCUUUCCAAAGACAUCGGCGCAUUCACACAGGAGAAAAGCCUUAUCACUGCUCAGCUUGUGGGAAGAGUUUUACCCAACAGAGUUCUUACCAAAGACACCAGCGCAUUCACACAGGAGAGAAGCCAUAUCACUGCUCAGAGUGUGGGACGAGUUUCAGGCAGUCAAAUUCUGUGAAGACACACAAAUGCACUGAGAGCAAUGGUGGAAGUGGGCAAACUCCCUACUGCUUAGAGUGUGGAAAGAGUUUUACUCGACAGAGUACUGUCAAAAUACACCAGCGUAUUCACUCCGGAGAGAAGCCGUAUCACUGCUCAGAAUGUGGGAAGAGUUUUAAUCGUCAAAGUCAUCUCCAACAGCACCAGCGCGUUCACACAGGAGAGAAGCCGUAUCGCUGCUCAGAGUGUGGGAAGAGUUUUAAUCGUCAGAGUCAUCUCCAGCAACACCAGCGCAUUCACACAGGAGAGAAGCCGUAUCAGUGCUCAGAGUGUGGAAAGAGUUUUAAUCAUCAGAGUACUCUCCAACAGCACCAGCGCAUUCACACUGGAGAAAAGCCGUAUCACUGCUCAGAGUGUGGGAAGAGUUUUAAUCGUCAGAGCCAUCUCCAAGAACACCAGCGCAUUCACACAGGAGAGAAACCAUAUCACUGCUCAGAGUGUGGGAGGGGUUUUAAUCAACAGAGUAAUCUCCAACAACACCAGCGCAUUCACACAGGAGAGAAGCCUUAUUACUGCUCAGAGUGUGGGAAGAGUUUUAAUCAACUGAUUCAUCUCCAGCAACACCAGCGCAUUCACACAGGAGAGAAGCCUUAUUAUUGCUCAGAGUGUGGGAGAAGUUUCAGGCAUUCGAAGACUGUGAUGACACACAAGUGCACUAAGAGCAAUGGUGGAAAUGGAAAGUAGUGAGUGCAACCUUAACACAUGGUGCUUUCAUCCCAGAUUUCAAACAGUUUUUAAGGUCACUUGUUGUACACUGUUUCUAAAAUGAAAUAUCAUUUUCUGUGCUGAACACCCAGUCAAGCCUGUGGCUCAUACACCCAGUGAGAAAGUGUAGUACUUCAGCUUCUCCUCCCAAAUUUAGUUUCAUUUGUAUUAUAUGUUGAAAACUAUUAUGAAGGUCCACAAUCAAUAAAAAAGGUUCUUUACUUUCUAAUUUCAGUAUAUCCAAGAAAGUACAGUGUUUUGGUUGCAAUGAUGGAUGUUUUGAGUUUAGUUCCUUGAGUCCCUCUUUUGCACUUUUGUUUCCUACACAUGAAGUAGUUCUUGGUUGUUGCAAUGAAAGUACCACUUUGUCUGUCUUCCGUUUUAACCUUUAGGAUGUUUUCUGUAUGCUGUUUGUUUGAAAUGUUCUUGUUGAGGACAGUAAUAAAGGAAAUGUGAUCCUGAACACUGCAAUAGUGAAACUUUGCUGUGCUGGGCAGCAUUGAACAGCUUUGUAAAGCAGACACAGGAGCAUAAAGGACUGCAAGACAUCACACCAUUGUGACAUACUGGUGACCUCUCCUCAGUAUGGCCUACACAUGCCUAUUCUACAUGGCAUAAAGUUGGAUACAGGCCAGACUACGACUCAUCCAUGAAUUUCCCCUUACUGUUUUCAUAGACUUUAAGUACUGUUGAUGUAUCCUGUGAUACUUGGAGAGUGGUUUUGUUAAGAAGGAGGCUGUGACAUGAGAUAAGGACUUGUUAAUGCCCAUCUUUCCAGACAUGGGGACGGACAAUGGUACAGGAGUUUGAACGGGGUUUUUCCAUCAUCAUAUAACUGGGUGAAUGGUGCCCAUUUGGAGUUGUUCAAGCCCUUGGGCCUCACUGACACCGACCCUUACUGAUGUCAUUACGAUGCGCAUGAGGGACAGUAUCCUUUUUGACUGAAUCUCACUAUUGACACUGUGUUCAGUU